Messenger RNA from Daphnia pulex (common water flea), 1891 nucleotides. RefSeq lists its product as uncharacterized. The transcript is spliced from 2 exons. The record is from RefSeq and is a predicted model, not a curated record. Lineage: Eukaryota; Metazoa; Arthropoda; Branchiopoda; Diplostraca; Daphniidae. Bases 133 to 1026 code for a protein of 297 amino acids.
AUGCCGGGGAUUGCGGUUUAUGCGAUAAAGUAAGCUUCCUUCUUUUGUUGGUGGGUAUAAGUAGUUGUAAUGUUGCUGACAUCAUUUCAUUUCGUUUUCUAAUUGCAUGCUAGUCGUUUCAAUCAUUGCAAAAUGAAGUCCGUUGUAAUUUAUCUGUUUUUCUAUAAUUUCUUUACAAUUUUCAGUUGGAAUACUGUUAGCGCGACCAACGCCUGGGAUGUUAAUUUCAAUUCCAGUGGUUUUACUAAUCAAGCUAAACUUGUUAUCACCGACUGCGAUGCCGUCAACCUAGAGCAAGAAAUCAACCGUGUACUAGGAGGAAUGAAACAUAAAGGCGUGAUUCAACAACCACACAACAUCGCAAAUCUUUCGCACGUCACCUGCGUUGAUGAUCCGUUCAUGGGCAAAGCCAUCAACUUGACACUGUUUAAAAUGGACGAUGUUCCCAAGCACGGACACAUGCAACGGUUAGAAUUGAAGUCGGCCAGUAAAUCAAAGUCCCUUGUUGCACACCGUGACGAAGAAAUAAUUUACAGUUGGUGGUUUUACGUCGAUCCUUCUUUAACGGUGGAAAAACAAACCUUCACCAUCUUUUCGUUGAAAACUGGCAGUCUAGAUUCUCACAACCACUCCCUGGCUUCGUUUUCCCUCAGUAAAAAGCUGGGACUUAAUCUUCGUUUUGAUUUAGACGCCAAAAAUCCGCAUACCACCAAGAUUUUAAUGCUGCCCCUCUCAGCUGUUCGUGGAGCGUGGAUUCAAGCGUUCGUUCAAGUUCAAUACAAGAAAGCGGCUGGAUUCAUCAACGUCAUUCUGAAAGAUAUUUUAGGCCAUCAACUGUUUCCGGCAGCCAAUCAGACUGGAAUCUUUCAUGGUGAUACUUUCCACAGCGAAUGGACAUCCGUCCGACCUAAAUGGGGACUCAGCCGCACAGUAUCUCAAGAUUAUCACAACUCAGUGUAUCUACUCCUUCAAAAUCUUCAAGUGGGUAACCAGUGCUCCCUUUUCUCCCAAAACGGUCGCAUCUGAACAGGAUCUGACAUCUUCCAGGGUUUUUCAAGUGGUUGACCGAAAGGCUGGUUGACACACCAGUCUGGAAACAUGUUGCCACCGACCGCAACAUCCAGGAUGAAAUGAAACUGCAGGAAAACCACCAGACAGUGAAUAUCCCAUUUUUUUACAGUAUUAAAUAAAAGUUGAGACCAACUGAUAUUACCGGAUGAUCGAAAGGGGCGAUUCGAGUACCGUUACCCGUUAAAUUCCAAAUAUUUUCACCUUCAAAACCACCCAUUUCCCAGAAACCGCCAGGUGGUGGAGACAUGGAACCAAUUAGUACGUUGUCGACAGAAAAUUCAAAGCCAGUUGGCGACCAUUCCAAUCCAAAUAGAUGGAAAUCUGAAGAGAAAUCUGGAUGGCUUAAAACUCUGAAAAAGAAUUCCGUGUACGAUUUAUCCUCCACCUGAAUCGUAUUUAAAUUUUUACAAAAUUUCCAUACUUUGGCCAGUACGUCAUUCGGUGGCCGUUAUGCUGAGCGUCUGGUCCCCAGUGUAAGGUGGUACCACUGAGUUGCCUUCCAUAAGGCUUACCGUUGCAAGAGAGAUUGGUGUUAGUUCUGACUUCCGUUAGAUCGAUCUCGCCCGAUCGCGGAUUACUUCCGUAGACCGAGUCGGUAGGCGACAUCCAAACAGCUUUUUUGUGUCGUAAUCAAGUAGUAUAAAAGCAAAGUACUUUUAGAAAUUAGAUGGCAUAAUAAGUGCACUUUUUACCUGGCCAUAUCCAGUCGCCUUUGGGCAUUUUAGCGCGAACUUCCACAAUACCAUAGGUAAAACUGAACGACUUUUUCGUGUGAAUCCGAGCGGAUUGAAUCGGUUGAAUUAUGUCAUCACCGGCCUCU